This is a messenger RNA of Bactrocera oleae (olive fruit fly), 4053 nucleotides long. RefSeq names its product GTP cyclohydrolase punch (gene Pu). Gene Ontology annotation, cellular component: cytoplasm. NCBI's taxonomy places the organism in Eukaryota, Metazoa, Arthropoda, Insecta, Diptera, Tephritidae. Gene Ontology annotation, molecular function: GTP binding; GTP cyclohydrolase I activity; zinc ion binding. Gene Ontology annotation, biological process: tetrahydrobiopterin biosynthetic process; tetrahydrofolate biosynthetic process. The record is from RefSeq and is a predicted model, not a curated record.
CCCCGUGUCGUAUGAGUAACAUUACAUCCUUUGAGUGGAAACUUUUGUUGCGUAUACGCACCUGCACAAUUCUAAUAAAUUCGCUCAGCUGGAAUUUACAUAAAUAAAGCAAUGCGAUGUUCUAUUAGCUGGAAUAUUACAAAUGAGUAACAGUGAACGGCUUUACAAACAUAUGCAUAUAUGUAUGUACGUAUGUAUAUACAAUAUGUACUUCCUUUUGAGAGGUUAACUGUAAGCUUUGUUGUUGUGCUUUGCGGUUUUAGUUACAGUGAACAAAAUCACGUCUAUUAAGCACAAAAACAAAGCGUAAGUUGCAAUUGUAACUAAAGCUGCGACCAAUAACAAAGAAGCGUGUGAACCCUGCGAGAGCCGUGAGCAAGAGCUGUGAGCGAAUGACAACAGCCAAUGACUCAGUGACCGCUACGCUGACUAGUCCAACUUGGUAAGGAGAUAUGACAUAGAAUCGAAUUUGUUAGCGGAACUUACCCCCUUGGCAUACAUUUACAAACACACUUAUGGUCAUACCAGCGACUGAGAGUGAAUGAGUAGUAGUGUUACUUUUGUGCUGGACGAGCAUUUGGGACUCGCGCAUGUGUGUAGGUGUGUGCGUAUCUAUGUGUGUGUUGAGUGAGCAUUGAGCGUCUAACAGAACUUUGAAUAAAAAGCUACUUUGCGCUUGAUUUUUCAAAAUCCACAAAAUUGCAGAGAAAAGAAUAAAAACAACAUUAAGAAUGGUAAAUGACGGACCAACAUGGAGAAUAUUAGCAUCACAGACUCAGUCUCAGACUCGGUUUUGAGAGCGAAACAUAUCUUGUAGUCUAGGAAUAAAACUAAACUCAAUAGCUCCGAUUAACUAAGUCAUAAGCAACAACAAAAACAAGUCAAAGUAAAUGUAAUUGAGACCGAUACUGACACUGAGCAGCAAAUCAGUUACCGAAUUGGCAACGAUUCAAAUGCAGAGCAAUAACAUAAAGCGUCGACAACUACAACUACAAACAAACAAACGGUAAUUGAAGCAAAUAACAAUAACAAAAAAGCAAAAUCACAUACGAAUACACAUACACAUGCAAAGUAAUGUAUAUAUGUAAAUAUAUGUGCACCAUAAUAUUCGCGCGGCCAGCAGCUACAGAGCAGAAGGCAACAACAAAAAUAAGAAGCUAAAAAAGAACUUUCCGAUUUUCAUAAUAAAAAGGUUUCCACUAAAUGACGAGCCGUUUAGUCGGCUAUCGAUGCUGAGGAAAGUGAAACGCGACACGCCAAACACCAAACGUCAAACACUAUAAACGCGCCGCAAAGCUUGUGUAUAAAGUGAAAAACCCCACAAAACAAAAAAAUAUACGUAAGCAGAAAGUGUACGUGCGCGUAACGAAACUAGCGUAAAUAAAGCUAAGUGUCAACUUGAAACGCCUCAAGAUAAAACAAAUAAAUAGCAAGCAUUUAUUUAAAAUCUGUAAAUGCGUUUCGUCUAUCCACAAAGUGCGACUAAACGAAUUUUAAAGUAACGUUACAGUUUUUUUUUAUAAUUUCGAACUUAAGCAAAUAUUGAAAGAAAAAAACGCAUUUCUUAGUAAUCAAACAAAAUUGCGAAUUACAGUUUGUGCUACACUUUAACAGUAUUUUAGAAGUUAAUAUAACAGUCUUAGCAUUUGAAGCUGCCAAAUUUUCCAAAUAAUAAUUUAAUAUUUCUCACGGAAUAAAAUAAUAAGUAAAAUAAUAUCGAAAUGAAGCAGUUAAGUGAAACAGUAGGCCAACAGCAACAAAACGGCAUCGCCACUAUAAGUCAACAAGAGCAACAACAACAACAGCAGCAGCAGCAAUCAACUGCGUUACAGCGCCAUUUUGCAGAGGAUUUGGCAAGUAACGGCGAACAGAAACAGCAGCAAACGCCGCAACAGCUGAUGCAUUCGCUGCCGAAUAAGAAUAGUAUGCAGCUGGCAUUAACGGUAAAUGGCAGUAACGGCAGCAGUAGUGGUACAUACAGCAGCGGCAGCAGCAGCUUUCUGGCACAGAACGGCAAGAAUGGCAGUGAAAAUGGCCAUGAACAUUGCACAUUCCAUCACGAUCUCGAGCUGGAUCACAAACCACCUACACGUGAGGCACUACUACCCGAGUUGUCGCGUUCAUAUCGUCUAUUGCUGAGCGGACUUGGUGAGAAUCCCGAACGACAGGGCUUGCUGAAGACACCCGAACGCGCCGCAAAGGCUAUGCUAUUCUUUACAAAGGGUUACGAUCAAAAUUUGGAAGACGUUCUCAAUGGCGCUGUCUUCGAUGAGGAUCAUGAUGAAAUGGUAGUAGUAAAGGAUAUAGAAAUGUUUUCCAUGUGUGAGCAUCACAUGGUGCCAUUCUAUGGAAAGGUUUCUAUUGGUUAUUUGCCUUGCAAUAAGAUUUUGGGACUCAGCAAAUUGGCAAGAAUUGUUGAGAUCUUUUCACGUCGUCUACAAGUGCAAGAACGUUUGACGAAGCAAAUCGCCGUUGCUGUCACACAGGCUGUGCAACCAGCUGGUGUUGCUGUCAUCAUUGAGGGAGUUCACAUGUGCAUGGUGAUGCGUGGCGUGCAGAAGAUCAAUAGCAAAACUGUCACCUCGACAAUGUUGGGCGUCUUCCGUGAUGAUCCUAAGACCAGAGAGGAGUUUUUAAAUCUUGUGACCAGCAAAUAAACGCACCUUUGAAAUUUAAUGAAAAUGUUAAAAAUUAUACCAGUGAAUGCAUAUAGAAGGAAAUUUUUUAAUGAAUGCUGCUUAUAUUUACAUAUACAUACAACAUUUUAAAACGUAUACACAUACUUAGAUUUAAGUUGCAGUUUGCAAAUAAAGAUAUAUGUUUCAAUAUAAAUAUACACAUAUACAUACUUAAAUGGAAAAUAUAAAGAAAACUACAACACAGUAAAAAAAAAACAGCCAGAGAGAGAAUUGAUUGUACUUAAGCGAGGAACACCAUAACCAUUCAAAGUGUGUAUGAGUAAAUAUUUUCUGAUAAAAUACAAAAAUAUUGAAAAUAUAAUUUAAUAUCUAAAACAUACGUACAUAGGGAAUUUAAAAAGUAAAAUUAUGAAAUAUUUAAUGAAAGUAAAUGAAAAGGUAGAAAGAAACAAAUCAAAAUUAGCAUAAUCAAUAUAAUAGCAAAAUUAUUUUCAUUAAAUAAUACCUAAAAAGCAACGAAACUUAGCCAAUAUACAAAUUAUAUAUGUACGAGUAUGUACAUAAUUUUUUUUUUUUUAAUUAAAAACUAAACUUUUGGCAAUUCGCGCUAAAAAUAAAAUAUUUGAACACUGUGUAGCUUAUAUUAAAGGUCGAUUUAAAGGUUUUUCGCACGCAAAAAGCCUUUGAAAAGCUAAUUUAAUUAUAAAUAAAUAUUAACAACACAGCGGUUUGGAGAGAAACAGGGAACAGUUUUUUCUAUGAAGUUUUAAGAAAAAUCGACUUGCCAUUAAUGAUUUUCAGCUCUUGUUAAGCAAACGAAAAAGGCUUGUAUAAAUAAUAACAAAACAACAACAAUAAAUGCAAUUGAUAUUUUCCAAAACUUUUUCCUAAAAAAAAACAAUAACAUUACUAUUAAUACUAACUUUGCUAUACAUAUAUAAUGAAAACGAAGCUUGAGGCGUAUUGUUCAAAGAAUUAUUAUAAUAUCCUUGGCUGCUGCAAAUCGUUUAGGGAAUUUACACAAUCAAACGAGUUUACAAAUACAAAUCGGAUAUUAUAUUUACAAAACAAUAUAGUACAUACUUAUUAAAAAUGAAACAAAUAUGUAUUUAUAACAAUGCAUUACAUAUAUUUUUGAAGUAAAAAUGCAAAAAACCUUGGCUUUCUUAACAUUUAAACGCCAUGCAUAGAAAAAAUGGUGCGAAAUAAAAUUGUUAACAAUAUUACGCUAAUGCAAACGUACAUACAUACAUACAUGCAUCCAUACUUAGAGACAUUCGUAUACUGUAUUUGUUGUUGUUCAUUGUUGUCAUUAUAAGUAUAAAAAAUUUAUAUAAGCAUACAGAUAUACUAUACUAUGUUAAUUCCACAAGAUAUAAAAAGUAAAAUAUAAAUAAAUUGUUAUAGAAGCAAA